AUGAUCCGCGUCGGCGGCCGCUUCACCCGCCCGGCGCGCAUCUUCGUCGUCACGCCCAGCGCCGCGGCGCCGGAGCGGCCGUCCGAGGCGUCGGCGACGGAGGCCGAGGCGCCGGGCACGCUGAUCGUGGACCCCGCGUUCAAGACGCUCGUGCGCGUGGCGCACCCGACGCCGGAGUACGAGCGCGUCCUCGACGGCAUGCCCGACGUGUUCGUGGGCUCCCCGCAGCGCCUGGAACGCACCAUGGCCUACCUGUCGACGUUCGUGCGGUCGUCCUUCGCGGCGAACGGCACGGACGUGCCCCCGUGGCGGCGCCUGGGGAGCAUGCUCGAGCGCUGGACGCGGGCGCGCUCGUACGAGGACCGCCGCCCGAGCCUCGACACGACCGCGCAGGACGCGCGCCCGCGGUGUGCCGUCCCGUGCGACGACAAGGGGCAGCUGCACUACCACACCGGCCCGGUCACCUCGCCGACCUACUUCGGCUUCCUCCCCUGCGGCAACUUCGUCACGCCGCGCCACUGA
Messenger RNA from Pedinophyceae sp. YPF-701, 522 nucleotides. NCBI's taxonomy places the organism in Eukaryota, Viridiplantae, Chlorophyta, Pedinophyceae. The record is from the annotation of a GenBank genome assembly.